This is a messenger RNA of Diaporthe batatas, 2148 nucleotides long. RefSeq lists its product as uncharacterized. The record is from RefSeq and is a predicted model, not a curated record. Lineage: Eukaryota; Fungi; Ascomycota; Sordariomycetes; Diaporthales; Diaporthaceae. The transcript is spliced from 4 exons. Gene Ontology annotation, molecular function: zinc ion binding; DNA-binding transcription factor activity, RNA polymerase II-specific; DNA binding. Bases 1 to 2148 code for a protein of 715 amino acids. Gene Ontology annotation, biological process: regulation of DNA-templated transcription; DNA-templated transcription.
AUGCACGACCAGAGCCCAGUGAAUAGCGGGACCCCUCAGCCUGGUUCCGUGAGGUCGAGCAUCUCUAGCCGCGCCUGUGACGCCUGCCGUGGGCGGAGGAGAAGGUGCCAUUUUGACAACACGCUUUCACCCAAUGCUGAGCCACCUGGGUCAGCCGAGUCUCAGCCACAGCCCAAGUGCUAUAAUUGCCGGAGGCUUGGUCUAACAUGCAGUUUCCUAUUGCCCUCGAGGCCGCGGGGCCCAAAGCGCAGGAAACGCCUGUCAGAAGACAUGUCGGGCGACGGCGGCAGUGAGCUGCAUCCUGAGCCGCCUAUUCAACCUCCGGUAGAACAACAUUCUCGCUCAACAGGUCUGGACAAUGCGACUGGCUUCGUCUUACCCGGCGAUGUGCUUCCAUUGCCCAGAACACUGCAAGCUACAUCUCCCUCUUUCGGAGCUCCCAAUGCCAUAUCCAACGUUCUUCAUCCACAUCCAGCCAUAACUGCCCCGGAUAAUAACCCAACCAUAGCCGGCCCGAGGUUUCCAACAGAUGAGCUGUGUUCAAGAGCACUCAUCAACACCCUGAUGGUUGACUACCUCGACCUGGUCUACCCCCUCGUGCCCGUAGUCCACAGACCAAACUUCCGCCAAGACCUGGCCAACAACCGGGACAUCACCGACCCGGACUUCUUCGCACUCCUCGUGAGCCUCUGUGCGCUCACCGUCGGGCUGCUGCCGUCCCGGUUCCGGGACUACCGUGCCAUCGACCCGGAGGCCGGCAUGCACUUCGAGACGAGGACGGCCCUGAUAAACUGCUGUGCCGAGAUGUGCACCCGGCAGAGGCCGCACAGCUACUGGGAUCAUGUCAACCACCGCAAGUGGGCCGUUAGUUAUGUCUUUUCCGUUGCAACCUUCCAGACGGGGCAGGUCAACCGCAGCCGCAUGUUUGACGUGGAAUAUCUUCAGCUCUCACGCCUUUUGGGAUUGCAUCGCAUCUCUGAGUACGAGGGUCUGAACUGCAUUGAGACCCAGCUGCGGAAGAAGGCCUUUUGGUUGUUGUUCUAUGGCUACGCCCAUACAAGAGUACAAAGCGGACGUUGGGAGCGUCUGACGUACUUCGGGCCGGGCGAACUGCGCGAAGUGAACUUUGAUGCUCUCGUCCCCCUCGAGAUCGACGACGAAUACAUCCUCAGAGACAGAAUCCUGGACCCUCUCUCCCCAACCGCAGCAACACAUACACAUGGCCCCCCAACCACAGGAGGCCAAAGCGAAGCAACCCCCGCGCCCCCGUUCACCCUCGCAAGCGCAUUCAUCAUCCACUCCCGGGUGUUCCUCAAGGGCCUCCGCGAGAGCAUGGCCACUACGGGGUGCGAGUGCGAGCUCCGCCGGACCCCGGCCGCCCGCCUCGCCCGCAUGCGCGACCUCCUCCAGGAGAUGCGGUACAUGCUCGACGACGCGCCCGGCCCCAUGCGCCAGUGGGCCUCGCCGGGGCGUCUCCAGGACGACCCUGCCACGCCCCGAUGCGACGACGACCGCGCCAGUAGUGUUGUGUCGAGUUUCGGCAGCCCGGUUGAGCGGCGGCCGAACCGUGCCGUCGGUGUUGGGGAGGGCGACGCCCCGUGUUCGAAGGUUGUUCAGGGCCAGCUUGAGAUCAUGCGGGCGAACAUCCAUGUGACCCACCUCUGGCUGCAGAGUCUUCUGCUGGAACAGAUCGACGUGGUCAUCCAGGAGAAGGUCAUUGGUGGUGCUGCUGCUGGUGCCGCUGGUGCCGAGGAGGUCUCGUCUGCCUUGAAGGCGAACUGGGCCGAACGCGAGGAUAUCUGCCGACAGAUGCUGCAUCUCCUUCACAGCAUCCCAUAUGUCUAUCUCGAACCGAACGGGCUGUACUUGGCAUACAAAGUCCGCGACGUAGCCGUGACCCUGCUGAACUGCCCAUUUGAAGCCAACACACGGCCUGCCAUCCGAGCCGUCGAGUACACGCGUGACUUCACACAGAUAUUGUCCCGGCUCGACCGCAGCGAAAUCGUCAAUACCAAUAGCCUGAGGAGCUGGGUCGAUGUCGACCGGGAGCCGGCGGUAGUCUCGCCGCAGUGUCCAGUUGUUCCGUCGUCACCGCAUGGACAUGUUGGGGCUUCGAAUGGCUGUGAUAAGAAUCAAACACAAUAUUAG